Molecule: messenger RNA, 1338 nt
Organism: Naegleria fowleri
Lineage: Eukaryota; Heterolobosea; Eutetramitea; Acrasida; Naegleriidae
Exons: 1
Coding region: 1-1338 (445 amino acids)
Biological process (GO): mRNA splicing, via spliceosome
Cellular component (GO): U2-type spliceosomal complex; U2 snRNP
Molecular function (GO): RNA binding
Source: RefSeq, a predicted model, not a curated record
AUGUCUGAAAAUCAAAACAACCACACAACGACCGACAUAUCGGGUGAUGAAAAUCAAACACCACCACGAUCUCGGGUAGCAACUUCGGAACAUGAGGAGGAGGAGCAUGGAGCAACCGUGCAAGUGCCAGGAUCAUCUACUCUAUUUCCGAGCGGGAUCAUACAAGAUGGACAAUUUUUUGUAGAUCCCGAAACGAAGCUGGAAUAUGUGUAUCAUGGGGACAAGGGAGCUUGGUUUCCUCAUGUGCAGGAAAAUCAAUUUGAAGAUCAACAGUCAAUUUAUAAUUUUCAAGAAACGGAGGAAAUGAGACAAGAGAGAUUGGAGAAGGAACGUGCGUUGAAAAUACGAGAACAACUACAAAAAGAAAAACUUGAAAAGAAGAAGCGAAAACAUGGUUCCGAAAGCACCGGUAAUCAAAAAUUAUUUGAUUCCAAGAAUGAAGAGAAUAAUAAUGAGCAAGACGAGAAUGAAAUUUCAAUAGAAAAAUCAGAAAAGAAGAAAAAGCCGAACGAUGAUUUUUUACCUGGUUGGCACGAGCAAUUUAAUACUUCAAUAUAUAUUACGGGUUUACCUUUGGAUGAAAAGAAGGUCACUCUGCAAUUUUUAAUUGAGACCUUUUCAAAGUGUGGAAUUAUCAAAACAGAUCCCUUCACAGAGCAGCCAAAAGUUAAAUUAUACAGAGAUGAGCAUGGCAAGCUUAAAGGAGAUGCUAGAGUGACAUUUCUCAAAGAGGAAAGUAUUGAUUUGGCUCUCACUUUGUUUGACGGAGCUUCUCUGUUCGGGGAUGGAUCGAAAAUCACUGUAGAACGUGCCCAAUUUACCAAGCCAGAAAACUAUGACGCUUCACGAAGUUUAGAAUAUCACAAUAGAAGAAAACAAAUUAAGGACAAGGAAAAUAGAAAAUUACAAUGGGGUUUCGGUGAUUAUCCAGAUGAAGCAAUGGCCUCUGAGAAUGAACCACAUGGAAGAGUGGCCAUUCUCAAACACAUGUUUGUUCCUGAAGAUUUCUCUUCGGAUCCACUAUUUGGAGCUGAGUUGAAAGAUGAAAUCAAAAGUGAAGUUGAAAAAAUUGGAAAAGUUGACAAGAUUAAAAUUUAUUCUGAAAAUCCUGAGGGAGUUGUGGAAAUUCGAUUUAAAUCACCGCUCCAUGCUCGAGAAUGCAUUAAAGAGAAUAAUGGAAGAAUGUUUGAUGGACGGCGAGUGGUAGCCUAUUUAUGGGAUGGAAAAGAGAAUUUCAACGUUGUGGAAUCCAAGGAACAAGAAGAAGAACGUCUUGAAAGAUAUACCAAAGAAUAUAUCGAACAAUCCGCUGAAAAAUCGAACGAAAGUAAACCUUAA